Molecule: messenger RNA, 1050 nt
Organism: Phytophthora sojae
Lineage: Eukaryota; Oomycota; Peronosporomycetes; Peronosporales; Peronosporaceae
Exons: 4
Coding region: 1-1050 (349 amino acids)
Cellular component (GO): centrosome
Source: RefSeq, a predicted model, not a curated record
AUGGAUGAAGAGCAGGAGCUGGCAUUCUUCCUGGAAUGGUAUGACCCGCAGUCGGGCCUGAAGAAGGGCUACAUCAUGCACUACCACGGAGAUAACACUGUCGAGCUCGUGGAGCGGAAAACGAGAAAAAUCUUCUUGAAGCGCAUCCGGAUCCCCACCGUCAACCUCGACGACCUCUACGUUGGAGGCUCUGUCACCGUGUACUCGCGCCAGCUCACGAUCAUAGAGCCUGCCAACGAGUUCACUCGGCAGAUGCUUCGACAGCGAGAAGACAAAGCCACUUUCAUCGUCACACCUAGCGGGUACUCCCAAAUGGGUCGCAUCAUUCAGCUCAUCGAACAGAGCGGUCUGCUGGUCCGAGAUCUGCGGAUGGUACAGCUACAGAAGCCUCACCUAAUGACACUACAGUCUCUGGGGGCCAUCACUGACAACAACCAGCAACAAGCACUACUCAGCGAUGUUUGCGUACUGAUUGAAGUGAGGCUUCCUACCCCAAAAGAGCUUCAAGACGCCCAAGUGAAGCUGGCAGGGGCUGGACUUGCUGACGUAGUGCUAAUUGCUAGCAGGGGGCUCGACAGUCUCUGCCCUGGAACGACUCCAAGCAAUGCCUUCCCAACAACAGCCGUACUGGACAAUUGCACGCUGUGUCUAGUGCGCCCUCGACUGAUCCGCGAAGCUCGUGUGGGUGAGGUACUGGACGCGAUCGUGGCAGCGGGUUUUGAGGUAUCAGCGAUGAAGCUCGUUCAUCUGCAGAUGAACGAGGCGGACGAGCUCUUCCAGAUCUACAAAGGUGUUGUGCGCCAAUACCACGAAAUGCUCAAGUACAUGUGUUCAUCGCCGUGUCUAGCGCUCGAAGUUCGGGGCGAAGACAUUGUGAGGCGAUUCCGUGAGCUCUGCGGUCCUUUCGACGUCCAAGUAGCCAAAACGCUACGGCCAGACAGCCUUCGUGCGAAGUUCGGUCGUACCAAUAUCUACAACGCUCUGCAUUGUACAGACUGCCCGGAAGACGGAGUGCUCGAGUGCCAGUUUGUCUUCAGGUCGCUCUCGUAG